UAGAGGGGAAUAUUGCGCGGGGGCAUUUUUACAGUGAACACUGUUUAAAGUAUUUCUCUUUUACUGACGAAAUAUUAUCAACGUCCGCUAAAUAGGCUAUCAUAUUAUCUGAAACAGAUUAGCGUGGAAUGCAGAGAGGAGUAUGACAACCACCAAAAAUCCCUCUCAACGAAAAAGGAAUGGCCCGGUAUCAACGUUAGAACUGGUUUUUUCACGUCACAUGUUUCAAAAUAGCUUCUACUCAUUCCAACCAACGUAUUAAAGUGAGUAGGAGCGAUGAUUGGAGCAUGUUGGAGCAUGUUGAAGCAUGUAAGCAGUUGAACAUACAAUGUAAACAAACUUGUGUCAUCUAUGACUGCAUGUACAUGGAUAUCCUUAAUCAGAUUUAAUAACAUUAAAUCCGUAGUUACGAAACUGGUCAAUCAUAGUUAUCUCUCUAAAGAAUGGAGUAACUGUGUUUCUUGCUAGAAGGUACCCUAGAUUCACGAACGACAUUGAAUAUACCAAUGCUCAUCAUGGAACUAUAUCGAUUAGUACCUUACAAGGAAGGCCGUUAUAUAGAUUUUCACCCAUUUAAUAUGCCUCACAUUAAAGUACAUAAAAUCGAACUAGUUGGAAUUGUUACGCAUGUUAAGCACAAUGUCAACAAUCUGUUUCUGACAAUUGAGGAUGGGACAGGAGUGGCACAGGUUAAUUAUAAAUUGGAACAAUAUAUGUACUCUUUGAAAAAACGGCAGGAAAUUGAUAAGAAAUACAGGAACCAAGCUGAAAAUGUAAGGACAAGUGAGGCAAAAGCGAAUAGAAGCUGUCCAAAGAAGUUUCCUGAGACACGUCCAAAAUUCUCCUAUCCACGUGAUGCAUCUUUACAUGAUAUAGCUGUUUUGGAGAAUGAGUGGUGGUCAGAGACGAAUGGUGGUUUAUUGGGUAAAGAAAUUCAACCGUUCGACUACGUAUAUGUCACUGGAUAUCCGUGUCUCGACACAAACUUUCAAAAGAUACCAGAACAGAUAACUGCACAGUUUAUCGAGAAUGCAAGACUGAUUGUGUUUGCAAUGUCUGUCACGUGCAUCUCUGAGGAGAUGUACAAUAAAAAGUUGUUAAUGUGGAUAAACACCACUAUUUGCCAAAGGUACACAGGAAAUAAAAACUGUGCAUAUACUACAAAAAAUAAAUAAUGAAGUUUAUAAAAAUUAUAUUGAAACUAAUGUAAUGUAUUCUUAAAGAUUUUUGUAUAUUGUUAAAUACUAUUCUAUCAAGUUAUGUGAAUUUCCUUCAACAUCUAAGAUAUUGAAUUCAAUCACAAUAGCAAUUCCAGUUCUCACAGAAAUUAAUUAGUUUUAAUCUUUCUUACAUUCUCUCUCAUUCCUUCUGAUAUAUUUGGAAACACACAUGCAUUAAAAAACAUUGCAAAGAUGAAAAGAUUGAGACAUAGGCUGCUUUCCUUUUAAAAGAC
Messenger RNA from Acromyrmex echinatior (Panamanian leafcutter ant), 1453 nucleotides. RefSeq lists its product as hypothetical. The record is from RefSeq and is a predicted model, not a curated record. Lineage: Eukaryota; Metazoa; Arthropoda; Insecta; Hymenoptera; Formicidae.